AUGAAUCCAAAGACAUUUGAAGAACUUCAAAACGACUUUAAGUCAUUCCACAAUCCAGAAUAUUAUCUUGGUAUUGAUAUUGGUGGAACUAAUACUAGAAUCAUCUUAUCGAUUGAACAAUCAACCUAUGAAGUAUCAACAUUCAAAGCAAGCAAGGUGGUAGAUCUCAUUGAAGGUGUCAAAUCUGCUGAUACAAAGUUGUACCCAUUACUCCAAAACCCUCCAUUGGCCACUUGUUGUUGUAUGGCUGGACCAACUUCAAAUGUUGAUAGAUAUAGAUUCACAAAUUAUGAUCAAUCAGAUGCUGUUUUAGAUCCAGUUCAAUUACCACAAAGAUUAUGUCCAUCUGGAAAGACCUUUUUCUUGAAUGAUUUGGAAAGUGGAUGUUACGGAUUGAUUUCAUUGAUUAAACAUAAUUUGGUUGGUUUCUAUACCAAACAAUUCACUAGUAUCGUCAUUCCAACUAGACCAAGUACUUCUGAAAUUUUUGUUGUAAUGGCACCAGGAACUGGUUUGGGUGUUGGUUUAAUCAAUCACAAAAAGGGACAAUACUAUGUAUCUCCAUCAGAGUUUGGUCAUAUUCAAAUCUCACCACAUGGACCAAACCAUCCAAAUUACAAAGAGGAACAAGCCCUACUCAACAAUAUCAUUCCAAAUGAAGAUCCAACUCGUCAAUUCUCACUAGAGUAUGAAGAUAUCGUCAGUGGACGUGGUCUUGUAGCCUGUUACAAAUACUAUAGUGGUGGUGACACUAAAUUGGGUCAUGAUAUUGCACAUGAAGCCAAUGCAUCAUCAGAUCCAGAGAAUGCAUCAGUCAAAGCAAUGAAAGCUCAUUAUGCCUACUUGUUCAAGGGUGCCCAAGAAUUGGCAGUUGGUCUCAAGGCUACCGGUGUCUAUUUGAUUGGUGACAAUAUCGUUCAUAACAGUCGUUUCUUUGAUGCCAACAGACCAUUCCUUCUCGAUCAAUUCUACUGUCAUCCAAAGAAGGCUUGGAUUGAAAACACUCCAAUCAACAUUCAAACCGUUCAAACUAAUUUGAAUCUUUUGGGUACUGUCUAUUAUGCCAGACAUCAUGGUCAACUUUAA
This is a messenger RNA of Cavenderia fasciculata, 1086 nucleotides long. RefSeq lists its product as uncharacterized. The transcript has 5 exons. Gene Ontology annotation, biological process: glycolytic process; glucose 6-phosphate metabolic process. The coding region runs from base 1 to 1086 and encodes 361 amino acids. The record is from RefSeq and is a predicted model, not a curated record. Gene Ontology annotation, molecular function: D-glucose binding; glucokinase activity; ATP binding. NCBI's taxonomy places the organism in Eukaryota, Evosea, Eumycetozoa, Acytosteliales, Cavenderiaceae.